AUAUCCAACCAGAAAAUAUGUGUAAUAAAAUUUUGUAUUUCGAAUGUCUAAUUCCAUUUGAAUUUAAAAUGCAAAGCAGACAUUUUGAAUUUUAAUAUCCUUGCAGUAACUGUGUAUUUACAAUAGAAAAUAAAAUGGAGGUAUUUAUAUCAGACAUUCCAGAAGAAAUUCACAUGUUUAUCCUGAGUCGCUUGGAUGGACAAUCACUGGUCAGAGCCAAAAGGACAUGUAAAAUGUGGGCUUGUCUGAUUGAAAAUUUGGAGAAAUUCUUUGGUAUUUGGCUAAUGUGUUGUUUAAAUGAGAUUCCAUUGUUUAUGUUAACUGAAAUAAUGGGAUAUAAUCAAAAGAAAACUGAACACAAAAGUCUAAUAAAGUCAUAUAAACAGUUACCAUGGAUAUUUUGGAGAGAGAUUUAUGCUGAAUAUAAGAGAGCUUUUACCAUUGAGUGGGCUAAGAUGAAGAUGGCUGAUUUAUAUUAUGAUCAAACACACAGUGUGGUUACUUCAUUAGCUAUAAAAGAUGGUAAACUGUUAACAGGACAUGAAGAUGGUAGUGUGUUCUGUUGGAAAAAUGUUGCAAUGGAAGGUCUUGAUUUGAAACUUGUCCAUAAACAUCAGAGGAGGGUCACUUGUAUGGCUGUCACCACUACAUGUACAGAUGUAUCAGAACUUUUGUCCAGUAAAUGUCAUACCUUGAUAGUAACAGGGUCACAAGAUUAUGGUGUGUUUGUAUCGGACAUGACCAAGACAAAUUCUACAGAACUGGACUACUACAAUCUUCAAAUUAACUCAGUAAGCUGUUUUGGUCCAUACAUUACAUCAGUGGCUAAUGGUAGUUUUGUACAAGGUCAGUCAGUGUGGCAUGUAUCAACCGAAGGCAGCCUGACAGUAACCCAGGAGAGUAAACUAGAACCACCAGAUAACUAUUCUAAUCCUGUACAUGUAGCGUUAACAGAGGAUAGGGUAUUUGUAGUUGAAGAAAAUGGAGGAUUAUAUAGAUGGACUUGGAAUGAUGGGAUACCAAACAAAUCUGUUGUGAUAAGAAAUCUCUCUUGUCCUGUUAAAUCUCUUAUCUGUAAAGACGAAUGUCUAGUCUGUCUUCUGGAAAAUGGUGAAUUAGAAGUCACAGAUAGUAAAAGUAGUUACAAUAGAAAGUGGAAUAUUUAUGAAUUAUUACAGAGACAACCAGAAAGUAUGGCAUGGAGAGGACCCCUAUUUGCACUGGGGACUCAAGGAGGAGUGGUAUAUAUGUAUUUAGUGAAAGACAUUGAAGACAUGAAAAGUUUAGAUCUCACAAAACCUGCAGCAAAACUUAUAGUAGAAGCUGAACAUGUCAAUCAUAUUGCCAUAGGAGAUGACGGAUCUAGUCCUCUAGUAGCCAUAGCAACAGAACAAUUGCAUUUAUCACUGUUUAAAUUUAUAAAAUGAAAAUAGUUGUUACAAAAGAACAAAUUAUUAUACAUUAAUAUAAACUAUUUUUACCUGUACUUUUGUAAUAAUGUUUUAACAUUGUUUAUAUUUUAUGGUUGUGCAAUGUUUAACAGUAAUGUGGACUAUUUUUACUGGGUAAUUAUAGGAGAUGCCAUGUCUGACUAUUGUAGGUAACUCCUUGGAUAACAUAUACAUUAUGUGAUGUUUAUGUCAAGUAACUUAUCAGGAAUGACAGGUUUCUGAUUAUUCAUUUGUUGAAUUACAUCUUUAUUUUGACUAUGUUGUCUAAGACUAGUAUGUUGGUAAUGAUUUUUCAUGAUGAAUGAUAGAUUUCAAGAAGAUAUUGCAAUUCAUUCAUUUUAAAGAAAUUUUCAGUUUAAGGGGAGAUAACAAGUAGCAAAAUUAUUUUUGCUAUGUUUUACUAUUAAAAGUAUAAUGCCAUGAUGGUAUUGAGUUUAUUAUUGAGUAUUGAGGUGUUAUUUGUUUUACAUGAUGAAGAGAUCAUCAAAAGUUUAGUUUUACAUUCUUCCAUUUGAAGUAUCAGGCAUUAAUUUAAUACAUAUUGUAACUCAAAUGUUCAGUUUAAGGGGAGAUAACAAUUAUCAAAAUUAUUUUGACUAUGUUUUCUUAACGCAUGAUGCCAGUAUAGUAUUGAGUUCAUUAUUGAGUAUUGAGUUCAUUUUUUGUUUUCUAUGAUGGAAGAGUUCAUAAACAGUUUUGUUUUACUUUUUUAUUUCAUUUAAAAUGACAGGUAGUUUAUUUAUUUUAACUAUGUUUUCCUUAAUUAUGAAUUUUUAAAUGUUUUGCUUCAAUGUAUGACAGUUAUUUGGAUUGAUAAAAAAUAAAUUAAGAUAAAUUGAAAGAUUCAACACUUGUUGCCUGUUGUGAGGGAUCUAUUGAGUAGCUGUUUUUUGUAAUACAUCAUCUGGAAUUUUUUUUUUAGAGAAUGGUACUUUUUUAAAAUCUAUUUGAGAGUAAUUUAUCUUUGUUUUAUGGCUAUAUCUGAUGUUAAAGAAUAAACCAUGUUGGGUGAUAAUUUAUUUCUUUUUUUCCAAACUGAAAUUAUACCAUAAUGUUAUCAUACAAAUUAUUUUGUGUAUAAAAAUCUUGUAAUGUCAGUACAUAUUUAACACUGAAAACUAAAUAUAUGUAAUUAAAAUAAUGUUUUUGUUCAAAAUUUCUUCAAGGGACCAAAUAAAAAAAAAACUUUUAUGUAGUCCUCACUAUAAUAUAUGUUCUAUUACCGAAACAUUACCUUAAAAGUUUUGUCACCAGUGUUACAUGACAAAUAUGUCAUGUAUAAAGUCAUGUUAAGGGCUUGUUGCAACCAAACUUAGGUUAGAUAAUGUAUUUUUUCAUUCUCUUUACAAUUUUUUUUAUUAAUAACCCAAUCGGCUUUCUAUCAUGGCAGUCAAUAUUAUUAAAAAAAGAAGAAGAUUUUGACAAGCAAAUUUUAACCCUUUUAAAA
Molecule: messenger RNA, 2898 nt
Organism: Mytilus trossulus (common blue mussel)
Lineage: Eukaryota; Metazoa; Mollusca; Bivalvia; Mytilida; Mytilidae
Exons: 8
Coding region: 135-1427 (430 amino acids)
Molecular function (GO): protein binding
Source: RefSeq, a predicted model, not a curated record